AUGGCGGCCGCGGAGAUACAAGUUGUAAAUCCAUCAAAUUUAGCAAAAAUAGAAAGUUUCCUCAAUGAUCCCAGUUAUAAGGAAAUUAUUGAGAACUCGUCUACAUUUAACUCGCGACUAUGUGCGGAAAGAAGAAUGCGAAUGCCCUUCAUCGACACACAGACCGGUGUUGCACAGAGUCAUUCCAAUUUAUUCAUGACCAGAAAACAGAGAAUGCCAGGUGCAAGAGAAGGUCAGGUGUACACAUAUCCUUCACAAAGAUGGCGCAAAGCCCGUCGUCAAUACUUAACAAUGUCAUCAACAAGAUGGGGUUGGAGUGCGGCUGAUGCAACAGACAACAUAGGUGAAGGAGAGAACAGUUCUGGAGUGCCAGACGGUCUUGUUGGUGAAGACAGCAGGGAUGGUUCUCAAAGUGCGGCUAAGGAUGAUCCUAAGGAAUGGUUCUACGAUGAGCUUGCAAUGGAAGAAAUGGAAACCGGUGAGGAACCAGAUCCUGAAUCAGAUGAGGAUUACUAUGAUGAUACAUAUGCUAAUCGACGUAAGAGACGGGGUGCAGCUCCAACUGGACCAGGAUCUAGAGGUGGAAGGACGAGGAAGUCGCAGCCUGAUGAUACACCUGUUAAGAGAGGAAGGGCAGGUCGUGGUCGCAAACGAGCCGGACAAGGUACGCUCUUACCUUACGAAGUGCCUGGUGAUAGUGAAAAGCCAUUUGGAUGUGAACUGUGCGGUGCAAAAUACAAAACCCGUCCCGGCCUCACGUACCACUUCACGCACACGCACAAGGAGCCGGGCGGCAGCGACAACGACUCGCGCGACUCCCGCGCCCCGCACUCGCCCUCAGCCCCGCCCGCGACCGAGUAUCAAGACAGUUACGUGACGUUUCUUAAUAAUCCCGCUACAGCAGCAGCAGGAACCCCUCAAGUACCGCGCAGGCCUUCGCCUCCUCCACGGCCCGCCUCCGCAGACACGUCAUCAUCGGACUCUGCGCACGCGCCUCUAGUACCCCCCGGGACUGUCGCCGGGACUGGAACCGCUAUCGCGACUGGUCCCGGGGUUGGUACUGAUACCGGGAUAGCCACCGCUCACGGGAUAGCCGGAACAGCAGUGCCGGCUUCAGUGUCCAGUGCGCCUGCUACUAGUAGUACUGAGUUGAAGGAGCCGGAUACAAAGGCCUCGCCGUCACCCUACUGCGACUUCUGCCUCGGCGACGACCGAGAGAACAAAAAGACCGGCACACCAGAAGAACUCGUCAGUUGUUCCGACUGCGGCAGAUCAGGUCAUCCAACCUGUCUACAGUUUACAGUGAACAUGAUAGUGUCGGUGCGCAAGUAUCGCUGGCAGUGCAUCGAGUGUAAAUGUUGCUCCGUCUGCGGGACCAGUGAUAAUGAUGACCAGCUCCUCUUCUGCGACGACUGCGACCGCGGCUACCACAUGUACUGCCUCGCGCCGCCGCUCGAGACGCCGCCCGAGGGCUCCUGGUCCUGCGCGCUCUGCAUCGAGGAGUUCCAC
Molecule: messenger RNA, 1509 nt
Organism: Brenthis ino (lesser marbled fritillary)
Lineage: Eukaryota; Metazoa; Arthropoda; Insecta; Lepidoptera; Nymphalidae
Source: the annotation of a GenBank genome assembly